AUGAGCAAAGAAGCGUUCACACUCUGGCUGUUCUUCCUGUUGCUUGUACAUGGCGCCUUCGCUGAUCAGGCUGCUCGAGUCCUGGAGUUCUCCAGGUCCAGAAUGGAGAUGCGGGACGACCAAUAUACGACGGAGCACACGAGUCAACGUGCCAAUCAUCAGCUGUACAUGAGCUCUCAAGAUGGACUCAAGGAGGCAGACAAGGUCAGUGAGCUCCCUGGGCAGCCAGGCAGAGCUGGCUUUGAUCAGUAUGCAGGAUAUGUCACGGUUAAUGCCACAUCCGGGAAGGCCCUCUUUUACUACUUUGCAGAGGCUACUGACGAUCCUUCCACUAAGCCUUUGGUCUUGUGGCUGAAUGGAGGGCCUGGAUGUUCUUCUCUGGGAGAUGGAGCUAUGCUUGAAAUUGGACCAUUCUUAGUCAAUGGCGAUAACAGGACACUGUCCAUAAACAGAUAUGCAUGGAACAAUGUGGCAAACAUGCUCUUCCUUGAGAGCCCAGCUGGUGUUGGCUUCUCAUACUCCAACACAACAUCAGACUACGACAACACUGGUGACACGAGCACGGCAGCAGAUGCAUACACUUUCCUCACCAACUGGCUCGAGAGGUUCCCAGAGUACAAGGGCCGCGACUUCUUCAUAACAGGUGAAAGUUACGGCGGCCACUACAUACCACAGCUUGCGAAUGCUAUAUUGUCGAACAACAAUAUCACAAAUGUCACCAUCAUCAAUUUGAAAGGAGUUGCAAUUGGGAAUGCAUACUUGGAUGAUAGCACAAACACAAGAGCAACAAUUGAUUACUACUGGACACAUGCUUUGAUCUCCAAAGAAACUCACCUUGCAGUUCAGCGAAAUUGCAGCUUCAAUGGAACAUACAUGGCACAAUGCCGAAAUGCUUUAGCAGAAGCUGAUACUGAAAAGGGAGUCAUUGAUCCAUACAACAUCUAUGCACCCUUAUGCUGGAACGCUUCCAAUCCCCGACAGCUGCACGGCUCGGCAAUCAAUGUUGACCCCUGUAGCAGAUACUACGUCGAAUCAUAUCUGAAUCGCCCCGAGGUUCAGAGAACACUUCAUGCUAACACCACAGGAUUAAAACAGCCAUGGUCAGGUUGCAGUAAUAUCAUCACUCCUGAAAAUUGGAAAGAUGCACCUGUGUCUAUGUUACCAUCUAUCCAAGGAUUGAUUUCAAGUGGAGUAAGUACAUGGCUGUACAGUGGUGAUAUCGAUGCGGUGUGCCCAGUAACUUCAACAUUGUACUCAUUAGACAUUCUAGAACUACCAAUAAACUCAUCUUGGCGACCAUGGUACUCCGAUGACAAUGAGGUUGCUGGCUAUGUUGUUGGAUACAAAGGUCUGGUAUUCGCAACAGUCAGAGAAUCUGGACAUAUGGUUCCUACCUACCAACCUCAAAGAGCACUCACCUUGUUCUCCUCGUUCCUGCAAGGGAUAUUACCCCCUGAAUGACCAUAACUUUGAAAGCUCUGUUUCUUUUUUAAUUUUUGGUUUGUUUCUUACAGUGAAAGAUAGAACAGUUUGUCUGGGAAAAAUAACUGGAACACAGUAACUAGUUGUUCCCAUAGGAGAUUGCUUUUAUCAGUAGAAAUACAAGCAUUCAUAUUACAAGAGUAUCGAGUUAUG
Messenger RNA from Oryza sativa Japonica Group (Japanese rice), 1635 nucleotides. RefSeq names its product serine carboxypeptidase 1. Gene Ontology annotation, biological process: proteolysis. Gene Ontology annotation, cellular component: vacuole. Gene Ontology annotation, molecular function: serine-type carboxypeptidase activity. NCBI's taxonomy places the organism in Eukaryota, Viridiplantae, Streptophyta, Magnoliopsida, Poales, Poaceae. The record is from RefSeq and is a predicted model, not a curated record.